Molecule: messenger RNA, 306 nt
Organism: Necator americanus (New World hookworm)
Lineage: Eukaryota; Metazoa; Nematoda; Chromadorea; Rhabditida; Ancylostomatidae
Exons: 1
Coding region: 1-306 (101 amino acids)
Source: RefSeq, a predicted model, not a curated record
AUGACGAUCUGUACUUAUAACGCACGUACGCUUGCAUCGGAAGCGACCAUCGAAGAUCUGAUGAUGCAAGCCAAGAAGAAUAAGUACGACGUCAUCGGACUGACCAAGACGAGACGAUGCCACCCUCUCAACGCUUUAUAUGAAAGUAGGGAAGAACUGUUCUUAGAAACAGGCGACAGUGGAGGUGUUGGUGGAAUUUGCGUCCUUGUCAACACGAGUAUGGCAGAGAACAUCGACUCUUUCGAACAACUUACGACCCGAAUCGAAUGUCUGCGAAUGAGAAGAUGUGGUCCAACCCCAGCCUAG